Messenger RNA from Spodoptera litura, 2758 nucleotides. RefSeq names its product kanadaptin. NCBI's taxonomy places the organism in Eukaryota, Metazoa, Arthropoda, Insecta, Lepidoptera, Noctuidae. Gene Ontology annotation, molecular function: protein binding. The record is from RefSeq and is a predicted model, not a curated record.
ACAACUAGCUCUAGUAAAUAACUUUAUUGACAUUGUAAACCAGUUUGUUUACGUCUGAUGAUAAAUAUUAAAGUUUUCUGUAAUUUAUUGCUAAUAUUGUACAAUUGUUAGUCUUAAUACUAAUGUUUAGCUCUUAAUCUAUAAACUAAACUUAUCGUGCGUAUUUAGGAAUAAAAAAUACGAAACAUAACCUAAAAUAUGGAGGAAGCCAGUGAUAAGCAGAAUACCGAAGAAAAAAUCGUGUUUAAAAAGCCUGUACUCUUCGGUCGUAUUGGAAAACUACCGAAAAAGGUCAAGAAUGAAUCUGAAGAGGCGACAGACAAUGAAAAUCAGCAACAGGAGCAAAACAGUUCGAAAACAUCGCGAUCAAAUGAAAGAGGGAAAGAUUCGCCUAUGAUAGUACCAAACGAUGUGUUAUCGAUGCCAAUACCUUAUAAGGAACCAAAAUGGUCUGGAAUUUGCCCUGACGGUACAGACUAUUCUUUGGAGGUGUUAAAGUCCGGGAUGAUCGUUGACAAGACGGAUUUGACGAAGAGAGCAUUCUAUGUGUUUGGACGAUUAAAUAAUUGUGAUGUGAUGAUGGCACACCCUACUAUAUCCAGGUACCACUGCGUCCUCCAAUACAAAGCGUUCGCUGAAGAAGGCGAGCCUCCCUGUGGCUGGUACCUGUAUGACCUGGGCAGUACACACGGCACCUUCCUCAAUAAAGACAGGGUGAAGGUCAGCCACUACACCAGAGUCAGGGUCGGACAUCAGAUCAAGUUUGGGAAUAGCACUCGAACUUAUAUUUUGUUGGGUCCGGACUUCGACACAGAAGGCGAAUCAGAAUUGAGUGUAACAGAAAUAAAGCAGCGAGCCAAUACUAUGAAGGAAGAACGAGACAGAAUGAUACAAGAUGCUAUAGAACAGAGAGAGAGGGAGCGAAAGGAGGAGGAGCGACGGAGAGAUGAGAUGGGCAUCGAUUGGGGGAUGGGAGAAGAUGCUGAAGAGGAGCCGGACUUAGCAGACAAUCCUUAUGCGGUCACAGCCAACGAGGAACUGUAUCUGGAGGAUCCUAAGAAGACCCUCAGAGGAUACUUCGAGAGAGAGGGACAUGAACUCAACUAUAAUUGUGAUGAGAAGGGCAUAGGACAGUUUGUUUGUAGGGUGGAACUCCCAAUAGACGAUGCUCGUGGUAAUCCAGUGAUAGCUGAAGUCAUCCACAAAGGCAAGAAGAAGGAGGCUGUGAUAGCUUGCGCGUUGGAGGCGUGUCGGAUACUGGACAGAGCCGGGCUGCUGAGGCAGUCUAAACAUGAAUCUCGCAAACGCAAGGAGCGCGAUUGGUCUGCGGAUGACUACUACGACUCCGAUGAUGACACCUUCCUGGACCGCACCGGCAGCGUCGAGAGGAAACGGAAGCUUCGCAUGCAGAAACAUGGAGCCGCACCCGUGGAGGACGAGAAACCUAGGACUUAUGAUGAUUUGUUAAAAGAAAUAGCAGAAAUUGAAAAGAAGAUAGAAAUAGAAGAGAAGAACCUGUCAACAUUGCGGAGUAGUUCCACAGUGGGUCAGCAGAGCAGUGAGGAUGUGGACGAGUUAGAACAAUACAUGAACAGUUUGAGCAAACAGGGACAAAGUAUGGCUACUAAAGCUGAGAUAUCUAGGACUAAGAUGACCAUUCAGAAGUUGAAGGCGGAUCUGUCAAAGACACAGCGCCUGGCUGAGCUAGCUCGGCCGGCGCACCUUCCUCCACUCGUCAAGAAAGACUCCAAGAUACACAUUAAACAAGCGAGCAACUCCGCUGUAUAUGGAAAAAGAUUAAUACUGAAAGAUGACACAGAGAAGAAAGUCAAAGUUAGAAGAGAUGUCAAACAAGAAGAAUCCGAAUUUGUCGAAGAAAUGGACGAUGAUGAUGAUGCUGAUGAUGAACAUUCAUCAAAUAAUCACCAAACAGAAGAAAAGAAAUUAAAUACAGAAGGAGAAAGCAAGAAUGACAGAGAAGUAAAAAGAAAUGAACAAGAGAAAGGAGAUUCUAGCGUAGAAGAGGGAGUUAGAGAAGAAAAGAGUACAAAAACAAAAAUGUAUGGUCCAAUGCGUCCCCCUGAAAAUUACGUGAUACCUGAAGAUUAUUACGAUCAGACUAGUGACAGAGAUCUUCCUGAAAUUGUGGAGAAAGAGACUUAGGAAACAGAAAUAAAACAACACUUGCGUUGUAUGCAGCCUUUCGAGACACAAUCCCCCUUCCCCCAUCCCCCAUCCCCCCAUCCCCAUACCCCCAAUAUCCAAACUGAAGUGCCGACAACGCAUUUGUAACUCGUCUAGUGUUACUUUUGCGUAACCGGAAACCCAAUCCCCCCUCACCCCCUAUACACAAAUCCCCCUAUUAGAUAUCAUUCCCUAUUGGGUAUUCAAAAUCACUAAAAAGCUGGCAACGCAGUUGUAACUCCUCUAUUGUUGCGAUUGUACAUGGGGCGGCGCCGAUUGCUUACCAUCAGGUGAACUGUCUGCUCGUUUACCUCUAUGCCAUAACAAACCACCUCUUUGCCUACUACCUAACUAGAGGGAUGCCGAUCUGUUAUAUAGGACCUUUUUAUAUGACUAGCUGACCCGGCAAGCUUUAUACCGCCUCAAAUUUGUUUUAACCGACUGUUUUGGUUUUCUCAUCUUUUAAGCCUUCCCUGGACUUCCACGGUCAUUUCAAAACCAAAAUUAGUCAAAUCGAUUCAACCGUCAUCGAUUUUUAGCUAGACAACAGAAAUUCAUACUUAUUUAUGUAGCU